CGUGAUGGCCUGUCUAAGUUGCGUGGUAUAUAAAGGAGCAUGUUGCCGUAGCCUCAGGAUUAUUUGCCUCUUGAUCUAGGUCCGACUCCAGUUAUCCGACCAUAUUUUGUGACAUACCUGUAUACGAAGUUGCGAGACACCCAAUAUCGAUACAUUUUCUGUCCCUUCAUGACCGCCUAGACGGACAAUUACCAUUUCGACCAUGUUGUCAUCAAGAAUAUCUGCCAGACGCUGGACCUCAAACCAUGUCUCGCUGGCUCGAACCGCGGCCCUCGCUCGCCCCAACACCCUGAUCACGGGGUGGCCCGCUGUUCUUCCAGCAGCCUGCCAAUACCCGUCCCCUCCUAGCCCUCGAGCCUUUUCAACCACACCGAUCAUCCAUCCCCGGCAGUUCCUGCGGCCAAGUCAGAAUGAAUAUAUGCAGCGGACCCGCCUAUACCGAUCCCCCCCGAGCUGGCGAUCCUUCUCGACCACCCCGGCCGUCCAUCUCCGGGACUUCUUCCCGCCGAUGGAGACGGAGCAAAUCCGGCGGACCGCCCCGGCAUGGCCGCACAAGGGCUUUUCCAUGGACGAAAUGCUCGCCGUUCAACCGGGCCACCGUGAGCCCAGGACCUGGGGCGAUUGGGUCGCGUGGAAACUAGUCCGCCUCGCCAGAUAUUGCAUGGACCUGGCAACGGGGCUCAAGGAUGGGCAGCAGGUUGAUCCGAAGAACCCCACGACCGCAGUUGUGGCGAGUAAGCCCCUGACAGAAGCGCAGUGGCUUGUGCGCUUUGUAUUCCUCGAGAGCAUUGCAGGAGUUCCCGGUAUGGUAGCCGGUAUGCUCCGUCAUCUCAACAGCCUCCGCCGACUGAAACGUGAUAACGGCUGGAUUGAAACGCUCCUCGAAGAGAGCUUUAACGAACGCAUGCAUCUCCUGACUUUCAUGAAGAUGAGCGAGCCUGGUUGGUUCAUGAAGAUCAUGCUCAUCGGCGCCCAAGGCGUCUUCUUCAACAGCAUGUUCCUCGCUUACCUGAUCUCCCCGAAAAUAUGCCAUCGCUUCGUUGGCUACCUCGAGGAAGAGGCGGUCCACACUUACACGCGCUGCAUCCACGAGAUCGAAGCCGGUUUGCUUCCGAAAUGGUCGGACCCUGAAUUCCGAAUUCCAGACCUGGCAGUGCAAUACUGGAAUAUCCCUGAAAACAAGAGGACGAUGAAGGAUUUGGUACUAUACAUCCGGGCUGAUGAGGCUGUCCAUCGGGGAGUCAAUCAUACCCUGGGGAAUCUCGACCAGGCCGAGGAUCCGAACCCGUUCGUGAGUGAGUACAAGGGCGACCAACAGCCGAAGGCUGCCUUGAAGCCUUCUGGUUACGAACGAGCCGAUGUGAUCUAAAAAAAGGAACUCGUUAAAGUCGGACAACGAGUAAGAGGGCCAUGGUAAUUUUUUUCUGUUCCUUUUAAAGAAAAAUAACGAAGAAGACGGGGAGGGUGGGGUGGCAAUUCGACGGCGUUUAGAAGACAUCGAAGGAUGAUACCACAAUAAUCGAGCAGUUCUUAGGCGUUCGCCGGUUGGAUUUCGGGCCAUAAAGGAGUAUCUCCACUCAUUGUACUGAAUAAGAUAUGUAGUCUGCUCGACAAUGAGACGCACGGUGCGCACGAAAAUGCUAACCCCGGGGGGGAAGUUGCACCAGAUGAGACGAUACUUCCCGAACCCU
This is a messenger RNA of Sodiomyces alkalinus F11, 1691 nucleotides long. Its product is annotated as alternative oxidase. The record is from RefSeq and is a predicted model, not a curated record. Gene Ontology annotation, molecular function: alternative oxidase activity. The coding region runs from base 203 to 1369 and encodes 388 amino acids. The transcript is spliced from 5 exons. Gene Ontology annotation, cellular component: mitochondrion. Lineage: Eukaryota; Fungi; Ascomycota; Sordariomycetes; Glomerellales; Plectosphaerellaceae. Gene Ontology annotation, biological process: alternative respiration.